Amphimedon queenslandica is the source of this 1521-nucleotide messenger RNA. Its product is annotated as cAMP-dependent protein kinase catalytic subunit alpha-like. Gene Ontology annotation, molecular function: cAMP-dependent protein kinase activity; ATP binding. Lineage: Eukaryota; Metazoa; Porifera; Demospongiae; Haplosclerida; Niphatidae. The record is from RefSeq and is a predicted model, not a curated record. Gene Ontology annotation, biological process: protein phosphorylation. The coding region runs from base 146 to 1186 and encodes 346 amino acids. The transcript has 11 exons. Gene Ontology annotation, cellular component: cytosol; cAMP-dependent protein kinase complex; nucleus.
GCCUGCAUUAUUUCCGGUAUCAGCACACGAGCGCUCGACCUCCCCUCCAUAAAUAGUCUCUGUUCUUGACCAUUUUCUCACUUGUUUCCAGCAUUUGAGGAAAGAUCAGAGCAAAGCAAAGAAACCCCCUCUCAACUCUUCGGCAAUGGGAAACGCACCAGGAAAACCAGACGUUGUUCAGGCAUUUCUAGUGGAAGCCAAGACCGAGUUCCAACGCAAAUGGGAGAGCCCUCCAGCACAAACUGGUAAAUUGGAUGACUUUGACCGCAUCAAGACACUUGGUACCGGCUCCUUUGGUCGUGUGAUGCUGGUCCAGCACAAGAAAACCUCAAAGUACUACGCAAUGAAGAUACUUGACAAGCAAAAAGUUGUCAAGCUCAAACAAGUUGAACACACUCUUAAUGAGAAGAGGAUCCUGUCUUCAAUCAAUUUCCCCUUUGUUGUCAACUUAGAGUUUCACUUUAAGGACAAUUCCUACCUCUACAUGUUGCUUGAGUUUGUCUCCGGAGGAGAAAUGUUCUCUCACUUGAGGAGAAUAGGCCGUUUUAGCGAGUCUCAUUCAAGGUUCUAUGCUUCACAGAUCGUGUUAGCUUUUGAGUACCUCCACUACUUAGACAUUGUCUAUAGAGAUUUGAAGCCUGAGAAUCUUCUCAUUGAUCAGCAUGGCUACGUUAAAGUAACUGACUUUGGUUUUGCAAAGCGUGUUAAAGGCAGGACUUGGACCCUUUGUGGUACUCCUGAGUAUUUGGCUCCUGAGAUCAUCCUCUCCAAGGGAUACAAUAGAGCUGUUGACUGGUGGGCCAUGGGUGUCCUUAUUUAUGAAAUGGCUGCUGGUUAUCCACCAUUUUUUGCUGAUCAACCAAUUCAAAUUUAUGAGAAGAUUGUUUCUGGAAAAGUUCGUUUCCCGUCUCACUUUACUGCUGAUCUCAAGGAUCUCCUGCGUAACCUCCUUCAAGUUGAUCUGACCAAGAGGUUUGGUAAUCUGAAGAAUGGUGUCCAGGACAUUAAGGGACACUCAUGGUUCUCAUCAACUGAGUGGAUAUCAAUCUACCAAAGGAAGAUUGAUGCCCCAUUUGUUCCCAAGACUAAAGGUGCUGGUGACCCGAGUAACUUUGAUGACUACAAAGAAGAGGUUCUUCGCAUUGCCGCAGCCGAGAAAUUCCCCAAAGAGUUUGCGGACUUUUAGCUUUAGUGUAGCCUUAAAACAGUGGAGAUGCAUGUUAUAAUAAAAUUCUCACGACGAGAAUAUCACAUAGUAUUAUUAAGCUUUAUUUUCUCUCUUUCUUUUUGUUCGUUAGUCGAUGUGUGUGUGUGUUAUUAUUGCUAGUGAUGGCAUUACUGUAGAGAGACUCUUCCAGUCUUUUAUGCACUCUUUAAGUUGUGUUCACAGAUAUUUUCCUUAAUCAUACUUGACACAUUGUUGUUGUUGUUAUUUAAUAAUUGUUGCUUUAUCCGUACUCUUUUUCUCCUAUUAGUCACUUGUAUAGUACAUUUCAAUGUAUUUUCCUUAGUUCCAUAAUA